AUGGACCUCGACACAGAUGUGGAGAGAAUGUUCUUUCCCCAUAAAGAGCCUGAGGCACACAACGAAGUUGAGGAUGAAAUCUUGCUUCAGCUCGCAGACGAGCUGGGCGAGUUAUUCAAUGUGUGUGACUUGGUUUGUGUGGUGGCCAGUGACCCCGAGUCGUUGAACCAAAUGCAGACUUGGUUCGAGGAGGUCGCUGAGCUACAACGUACGAGUGAUAGUGUGAGGAGGUCAAAUAUGAAAAAACAGAUCUCGGAAUAUGUUAAUACGUGCCUGACUUGUGCGACAACUAAGCGAAUCCCUCCUCAGGAAGCCGCCCCUUUGCGACCAAACGAGCCAGACCGUCCCUGGCAGAUGGUGUCGGUUGAUGUACUUGGCCCUUAUAAACAUACCGAAAAGGGGAACAGAUAUAUAAUGAUGGCUACUGAUUGUUUCAGCAAGUGGGUGGAAGUCCGCACGGCGGAGUCCGUCCAGUCUGCUACAGUGGUAGAGUUUCUUACGCAAGAAGUAUGCUAUCGUUGGGGAUUUCCGGAGGUGGUUAUAACAGACAGUGCUGCGAUGUUCCUAGGCAGAAACUGGGAGCAAUUUUGCCAAAAGAACGAAAUUAUCAUACGAACUAGCCCGGGAUACCACCAGCAGGCAAACCCUGUGGAAAGGCGAGUUCAAGAGUUGAAAAAGAUGUUGCGAGCUGCCUUGAUAGGCAGAGACGAGUCGCACUGGGAGCGAUGCCUCCCAGAAAUCAUCUUCAACUUGCGAACCCGAACCAAUUCUGCGUCUAACGUCACCCCUUGCCAACUCUUGCUGGGUUACGAAUUACCGCGGCCUGGCGAUUCGGACACUUCUCUACAAAGGAGGCGAAGGUCUCUAAACGAGAACCGUGCCCAACGCACAGAGGAAGCCCAGCAGAGUUCUCGCGCAUAUCGCAGCAAGCGAUUUCCUGACAGGGAUAAGGUACCAACUGUUACGUUCGCACCAGACCAGUGGGUGUUGUGCAGAAAUCGCGAUCGAAAAGCCCGCAAGAAUUUUGGCCCGACUUGGACCACUCCUUGUCAAGUCCGGAGGCAACUCGGUCCCAGCACCUACGUAGUAAAUAAAGGUGGUGUAGAUCGGGUCAUCCACGGGGAUGAUCUGAGACUUGCCCCAUCACCACGUGAAGGUCAAGAGCACCUUGACCCGCGUUCUGUAAAUAUAAAAGAAUUAGCUUAG
This is a messenger RNA of Leptinotarsa decemlineata (Colorado potato beetle), 1206 nucleotides long. RefSeq lists its product as uncharacterized. Lineage: Eukaryota; Metazoa; Arthropoda; Insecta; Coleoptera; Chrysomelidae. The record is from RefSeq and is a predicted model, not a curated record.